Molecule: messenger RNA, 2330 nt
Organism: Sycon ciliatum
Lineage: Eukaryota; Metazoa; Porifera; Calcarea; Leucosolenida; Sycettidae
Product: probable protein phosphatase 2C T23F11.1
Exons: 10
Coding region: 172-1560 (462 amino acids)
Biological process (GO): protein dephosphorylation
Molecular function (GO): protein serine/threonine phosphatase activity
Source: RefSeq, a predicted model, not a curated record
AAUGCGCGCAACCGAAACCCCAUCAUGCUCAUGGCCAUAUGCAUUGUGUUGUGCGUGCCGUGGUGUUUUUAGAACGUCCAUUGCGGCAAUAGUCAUGCGGCUUUCUGGAAAUCAUGCUGAUCGCCCCCCGUCUGUGAUCUAGUGUAGAUAGGCAUUGCAGAUCGUUGAUGCAUGCGACUGCCAGCCAUUUCUCCCAUUCCUUGCGGAGAACUUGAGCAGGAGUUCAAUUCACUGCGGCGCAAGGUCACCUUCCGGCGAACAGCGAGAUUUGUGCUCGCAGCUAUUCGCUUCAGUAAGGGCUUUCGCCGACAUACUCGCCAGCAUCGAGAUUUGAUUCGAGGCAAGAACAGCAGCAGCAACAACAGUGCAAUGGGUAAUGCGUUGAGUGAGCCGAUAACGGAGAAGAUUUCAGCGUGCCAGUCCAGCAGUCAAGUGUUGGUUGGCUCGUCCUGUAUGCAGGGAUGGCGAAACACUAUGGAAGAUGCACACGUCCACCUUCUAGACUUCUCUGGUUCUGCCAGCGGUGAGGCACCGAGCAGCUACUAUGCAGUCUUCGACGGCCACUUCAACGGGGCAGUUGCGGAGUUUUGCGGGGCGAACGUUCACUUGCGAAUCAAGGAGAAUCCACAAUUCCGCGGUGGAAAUGUGGAGGAAGCAUUUCGCACAAGCUGCCUGGCAAUCGACAAGGAAAUCCUAGACAAUCCACGGCACUUCCGACGGUCUGGCAGCACAGGUGUCAUGGUGAUCUACCGCGAGAACAAGCUGCACUGCGCCAAUGUCGGUGAUUCUCGUGCCGUGGCGUCCGUCACUGGCCGCGCACAACCGCUCUCGUUUGAUCACAAGCCGUUCAAGCCCGAGGAAGAGAAAAGAAUUCAGGCAGCCGGUGGGUUUGUUCACAUGAACCGAGUGAAUGGUACGCUAGCUGUGUCCCGAGGCUUCGGCGACUCUGACAUGAAGGAGAACUCCAGCCUGCCUGCCGAGGAGCAGAUGGUGACGGCGUCUCCGGAGAUCAUAACCGAGGAUGUGACUGACGAUCACGAGUUCUUCAUCUUGGCUUGUGACGGUAUCUGGGACUGCAAGAGCAGCCAAGAAGUCGUUGACUUUGUCCGUGAGCGCGUCGCAGCAAAGAUUCUGCCUGACAAGAUCUGCGAGGAGCUCAUGAUGUCAUGUCUGGCACCUGAAUCAAGGCGUGAUGGUCUUGGUUGUGACAACAUGACGGUUGUGCUGGGCAUUCUGCUGCGAGGGAAAGAGUACGAGGACGUUGCAAAGCAGUGCCAGAGACCAUGCAGCCCAUCUGUUCAUGCUCAAGCAGCGACUGGGGAACCCAUGGACAGUAGCAGCAAUGGAGCAGAAGGUGAUGAUGCAACAGAAAGCAACCCAAGCGAAGAGAACAGUGCUAGCGGAAGCACACCUGCCGACGCAGCUGCAAGUGAAGCUGACUCAGAAGCACCUGCUGAAGAAAGCGUUGCCGCCGACUCGCCCGAGCAAUCUGAUCCCGCUCCAGGAGCUAGCUCUGAGGAGGCAGCGGAGCCGAAAGUCACUCCCGAGAGUGAUGUCUAAAGGCAUGUGCCGGCUUGGAUUCAAGUGGGCUUAGGCGCUGUGACAAUUGGCAUAGUCGGAGCUGGAAACAAGGAGCUCUGACUGCACACGCACACCAUCACCACCAUGUACAGUAGUAGUAGUAGUAGUGGUGGUGGUGCUAGUACUUCUUCCGGUCCCUCUAAGCACCGAGCUGUCUCUCUUCUGUCCGUGCCCGUAACAUACUUGUGUGUUCCCCAGUGGUGGCGGUGGCGGUGAUUUACGCACCAUGCUUGCUGCCAGUCAUCCAUCGCCUUGCUGUAUACAUUACCCUUGAGCAAAUGAUGUACAAGACCUUAACGUGUUAGUCGAACUAGUCCAUGCCUGUUUGUACAAGACCUUAGUCGAACUAGUCCAUGCCUCCUGUUGUUGUUCAAUUCUCCUUUUGCCAUGCACGUACAUAUGUAUAGUACAUCUAUGGAUUAUUGCGUGCUUUAUUUGACUCUCCUUUCCUUGUCCCUAUACCUAGUAGGCACUAACAUGUUUGUGUUGCAUUUUCCUUUCUGUGUAGUAUGUGUAUUGGUGUGGUAUCCUCCUUGAUGCUUCUUCGUGUACGCUGUUUGUGCUGGGUAACCGCCAGUCUGUGCAUUUCAUGAUAUUGCUUACUCUCAAUGGUGGAAAAAUGGUGCUUGCUUUUAUUUUGUCUAUUUGAUCAAGAUCUCGUCAUGGUGCCGAACGAAACGUAACAUGCAUAUAUUUUGUUCGAUUUCUGCUCUCUUUCUUUUUUUAAAUACAAAUAUUCUGCCAAUAUA